Hippocampus zosterae (dwarf seahorse) is the source of this 1440-nucleotide messenger RNA. It is a transcript of the gene rrad, whose product is annotated as Ras-related associated with diabetes. The record is from RefSeq and is a predicted model, not a curated record. The transcript is spliced from 5 exons. Gene Ontology annotation, cellular component: plasma membrane. NCBI's taxonomy places the organism in Eukaryota, Metazoa, Chordata, Actinopteri, Syngnathiformes, Syngnathidae. Gene Ontology annotation, molecular function: GTP binding; calcium channel regulator activity; GTPase activity. The coding region runs from base 55 to 1251 and encodes 398 amino acids.
AUCCUCUUGCUUUUAGUGGGCUUUCCCUCUCGCAAAUACCCUCGUAGGAGUUGGAUGCUCCAUUUGGCUUGUCGGAAGGGAAAUUCCUCCGCUCUUCCAGUCACCCCCCCCCCACCCCGCCCCCCUCCGCUCUGUGAUGCUGCCAUGACGCACCACUAUAAUAAGCAUGGGCAGCGAUUCCCUCUGACGUCACACUCGCUUCUGUAUAAAUGCAGUGAGCGGUGGCCACUGAGAGAAAGACACAACAGCAGGAUUACUCGACCUAGACGCCGUCGGAUUUAUUGGCACCACCUCGUCCUCGGUGUAUUGAGAGCAAUGACUUUGAACAAGAGCGACAAAUUGCGGAGCAUGGACAAGAGGAGAUGUAGCACCCCCUUCCCCGUGAACAUGACCCACCUGCACCGGAGAAGCAUGCCCGUGGACGACAGGGACCUGCGCGCCACCACCGCCGUCCACGCGAACGGACAAAGCGAGGAGCUGUCCAAGCUGCUGCGCUGCACCUCGCACUCCCAGAGCGACCAACACCGGGGCAGCUGCGCCUCCGAUUCCUCCGACUCGGUCAUUUCCACUGGCAGUGAGACCGACUCGCAGGUGCACAAGGUGGUUCUCCUCGGGGAGCACGGCGUGGGCAAGUCGAGCCUGGCGCGCGUCUUUGGCGGAGUUGAGGAUGCUGGUCACGACUGCGAUGAAGCAGGAAACACUUAUGACAGAUGUAUUGUGGUGGAUGAAGAAGAAUCAGCCAUUGUGCUCUAUGACAUGUGGGAACAGGACAACAGCCAGUGGCUCAAGGAGCAGUGCAUGAGGAUGGGCGACGCCUACAUCAUCGUGUACUCGGUGACGGACAAAUCCAGCUUCGAGAAGGCGUCGGAGCUGCGGAUUCAGCUGCGCAGGGCCAGACAGUCUGAAGAUAUUCCCAUCAUCCUCGUGGGCAAUAAGAGUGACCUGGUGAGGUCCAGAGAAGUCUCAGUCGAUGAGGGAAGCGCUUGCGCGGUGGUGUUUGACUGCAAGUUCAUCGAGACGUCGGCCUCCCUCCACCACAACGUGCAGGACCUCUUCGAGGGCAUCGUGCGGCAAAUCCGCCUGAGGAAGGACAGCAAAGAGGAGAACGCUCGACGCAUGGCCAACUGCAGGCGCAGGGAGAGCAUCGGCAAGAAAGCCAAAAGAUUCCUGGGCCGCAUCGUUGCGCGCAAGAACAAGAAGAUGGCUUUCAGGCAGAAGUCCAAAUCCUGCCACGACCUCACGGUUCUCUGAGAACCAAAUUGGACACGUGGACUUUUCUUUGGCCUCUGAAGACCCAACGCUGUGUGUGUUUUUUUUUUUUUUUUAUUUGAACACUAACUCAAACGGACUAAUUGAGCUGUACAGAAAUAUAUUUUCGAUAUUUUUUUUUUCCAAGACACCAAAAGCUAAGUCUUGAUUAAAAGAAGACUUGUCAUAUCA